UUAUCACCAUGAGGUGUAUAAGAUCUCAGAAUUCAGCCACGAUGUUAAUGGGGAGACCAAAGAGACACAACCCAUUUUUUUAGGAGAUGAAAACAUGGAAAUUAAAAAACAAAUUACAGGGAUGAGAAGAUUACUGAAUGACAGCACGGGGAGGAUAUAUCAACGUGUUGGCAAAGAAGGAGAGAAACUAAAGGAAGAGCCCCAGGAUUUGGAGUUAGUCUGGCCUCAGCGUCUGAACUCCUCUGCCGAGGCCGCACAGGGCCUCCAUCCUCCUUCACGUGGGGCAUGGAAUGAACUACCAACCCAAAGUGGGCAGUUCUCAGGGCAGUAUGGUACACGUUCUAGAACCUUCCAGAGUCAGCCCCACACCUCUGCAAGUUCUAAUGGAGAACUUCCAGGGGUGAAUUCAUCAGCUGGAUCCAACUGUUGUACUUGUAACUGCCAGUCAACAUUGCAGGCCAUUCUCCAAGAACUCAAGACCAUGAGGAAAUUAAUGCAGUUUCAAGCAGUUGGAACACAAAACAGACAACAACCCCCAAUUUCCCUUAUAUGCUCCCAGCGAACCGCUGUCUCACGCAAGAGAAAUAAGAAGAAAAAAGUGCUCCCAAAGACUGUGGAACCUGUGACUGUGAAACCAAAGCCCGGUCCAUUGGAAGUUGAGAAGCCAGCAGCCGUGGCCACAAGGCCAUCUGGUCUCCAAGCCACAGAGCACACCUCCAGUGAGGAGAGCCACGUCCUGGGAUUUGGCAUUGUUCUCGAAUCGCCUUCCUCAGAUCCAGAAGUGCAACUUGCUGAAGGUUUCGAUGUGUUUAUGCCUAAAUCUCAGCUGGACUCUAUACUGUCAAACUACACUCGCUCAGGAAGCCUUCUGUUUAGAAAACUGGUGUGUGCAUUUUUUGAUGACAAGACUUUGGCUAACUCCUUACCCAAUGGGAAGAGGAAAAGAGGACUCAAUGACAACCGGAAAGGACUGGACCAAAACAUUGUGGGUGCGAUAAAAGUCUUCACAGAGAAGUACUGUACUGCGAACCAUGUGGAUAAACUUCCUGGCCCAAGAGACUGGGUACAGAUUCUACAGGACCAAAUCAAACUGGCCAGAAGAAGGUUAAAAAGAGGCUCAGCAGAGGCAGCUGACGGUGAUGAAAAACUGGACGGCAUUUCUCUACCACCUACAGGUAAUAUAUUUGUCACCAGGAGAGAGACCACGGAGGAUCUGGAUCCAGGCUCCAUUGCCUAGACCUGCAUUUUAGCAUACUCUUCUUCCGUUUCCUCAAAGGUUCACGGAGCAGUUGAGGUUCCUGCAGUGUGGGUGUUCUGUGGUGGCUUGUCCUGUCUGAAUCAUUUCUUUGUAACAUGUGGUAUCACAACUCCAAUUUGGCAUCAUAUUUUCUUCAAAGAAAUCAUGCUUAGAAUUGUUACCGUUCAAAAGUCCAGCGUGUGUGACCUGUCAUAAAGAAGCAGUUCUCUUCCUGGUUUUAUUCAUUCAUAAUCUCUGUGUGAAUACACAGUCUUCUUAAACGUAUUUAUUUUAUUGUAAAUUGCUUAGCUGCAUGCAGAGGAGACCACUCUCUAGGACUGACAGAAGUUACAAAGUAGCAGCGCUAACUAACCCUUCAGCCUAGAGAAGGGGAGGUAGUUCCGGGAGAUGGGGUGGCUCUGGCCUGGUCUGCGAAGUCACUUAUGACCCCAGUCAUAGUGACCUGAAACAGUCCUUCCGAACUGGAGUACAAAUGAUGACGUCAUCUAUGCAUCAGUCAUAGAACCCGAAACAGUUGUUCCUAACUGGAGUACAUGAUGUAUGGAUUCUUAGGAAAUAAAGCACUUUUACGUAAUUAUGAUGAUGCAGUAACAAAAAACUUAACUCAGCACAACCAGACAUCUGCUUAGGAGCCAUCAAGCUUUUAAACAUGGUUUAAACUGAGCAGCUUCGACCCUGUUUUCAUAUUCCUCCUAUAGUUUAUCUGGUCCCUCAUACACCUGCCUUUUACUUUAUGUAAAACUAAAUAUGAAAAAAAAUCUGGGUUUAUUUUAAAGAAAUCUUUGCAGUAUGGAUAUUGGCUUUACCUCCACGUGUUUCACUAAUGAAAUAAUGCAUUGAAAUCAACAUGUUUAGAGAACCUUGCGGCAAACCUUAUUUAUCAUGUAAAGCAAAUUAAUUGCCUUGAAUCUUGGGCACUUGACACAGAAGGCCAAAAAUUGCCAUAAAAAAGAAAGUAACAGUAGAUGUACCAAACCCCAGGGAUUAAAAACUGCCAUGACAAUAGCUUAGCCUUUUGCCUAGUGUUCCUGUCAACCACAGUUAGAGCCAACAGUUAGUGCUGCUGGGACUGCCUCGCCCUCUGCUCUGCCUGAGAGAACUGAGAAGUAGGUAAGGGGUUGCCUGGGAGCGGGUUUCCCUUCAUGGCCAGCUGGACAUAGAACCUGGACAUCCAGUGUACCGUGUCACUUCCUACUGUAAGGACAGGAGGGCUAGGGCAGCACUCCCCCGAGACCGGCUGCUCAGUGAGGCGAUCUGUGACAUCCCUGGAAUGUGACGACAUGUGCUCUUAGGUGUUGCUCGUGGAGUCCUCUAGCAACUAGACGGCAACAUCUCACGUGUGAACCUUUCUGUCUCUUCCUUUGGAGACUACGGAUGGCUUGGAAAUUAUCCCCAUCGACCCUUUCAGUUGCCGUUCUGUCCCCAGCCAGCCCUGAUCCUUUUGUUUUACUGAGUGUUCUGAUGAGCUGCAGAUAAGCCAGGGCUUUCGUUUAAUUGCAGCAGGUCCUGAAAAAAAGUCUUCUGCCUCCUAGAAUGAAGUCCUCCUCAAGGGAACAGAAAGGCUGAAUUAGUGCCCUUCACUCUAUUAAAUGGUGAUGGAUUUGUUUUUAGUACAGGGGGACCAUAUACUUAUACUGUAGGCCUGUUCAGUACGCACUAUAAACCUUCCAAAAGCACUUCCUUCCAAGCCUCGGCAGCUUGGAGUCUUCAAUACUUGAGGAGGGUGGGAAUCUUUCAGCUCGCAGACAGGCUCCGUGGAUUCAUAAAGUGGAAAGGCGGAUCAGAACUGCAACAGUGAAAUCAUAUUUUGUAAGUUUAAAUUGUAUUUGUGUUAACUUACUGUGACUACUGUUCGGCUUUGUUCAGAAACCCUUUUUAUAGGCUUUCUUAGCAAAAAAAAAAAAAAGUCCAUAUCUAUGGAUGUGUCUCAAUCUUGUGUACAUAUGUUUUAUUAAUAUGUAAAUAUUCAGAUUUUUAAAUUACUAUGUUCUUUUAAAAAGAAUUCAAUGUAAAGCUAGUUGUGAAAAUGGUGUGUAACACUGUGUUGUGAUAUCAACUCCCAAGACGCCCUUUAUGUCCA
Molecule: messenger RNA, 3338 nt
Organism: Microtus ochrogaster (prairie vole)
Lineage: Eukaryota; Metazoa; Chordata; Mammalia; Rodentia; Cricetidae
Gene: Bend7
Product: BEN domain containing 7
Exons: 8
Coding region: 95-1237 (380 amino acids)
Molecular function (GO): DNA binding
Source: RefSeq, a predicted model, not a curated record